Strongyloides ratti is the source of this 1044-nucleotide messenger RNA. RefSeq names its product Lipase, class 3 family-containing protein. Gene Ontology annotation, biological process: lipid metabolic process. The transcript is spliced from 2 exons. The coding region runs from base 1 to 1044 and encodes 347 amino acids. NCBI's taxonomy places the organism in Eukaryota, Metazoa, Nematoda, Chromadorea, Rhabditida, Strongyloididae. The record is from RefSeq and is a predicted model, not a curated record.
AUGUCUAUUAUGUCUAAAAAAAUAAUUUUGCCAUUCUUGUUUUUAAUAUUUCUAAAAAUUUUUCAAGUUAAAUCUGGAGUUUAUAAUGAAACACUAAGUUUAAUUGCAUAUAAUCUUUCUGCCAGUGCAUAUGCCGAUGACAAUGAAGAAAAAAUUACACAAUGUUUUCAAAAAAGUUUUCCAAAUCAAACAUAUAAUAAUCUUCAUCAUUCUACAUUUCAAUGUGAUGAUAGUAGCGAUGAUACUUGUGGAGGAGUUUAUGCAAACUUUCCUGACAUUGAUACAACUAUCAUUGCAUUUAGAGGUACUAAACAAUCAUUAGAAUUAAUAAAAGAAGCAAUUCAGUCUUUAGAAAAUUUUAUUCCUUAUAAUUUUAAUCAAAAUAAUGUUGAGAUUAAUUAUGGAUAUGUUAAUAAAUAUUAUUUGAAAGCUUCAGAAAUGGCAUAUAAACAAUUUAUCCUUCAAACUAUUAAUGAAAAUUCUUUACAUAAAAAUAUUAUUAUAACGGGUCAUUCAUUAGGUGGUGCCUUAGCAGCAUUAUUAGCAUUAAAAUUAACACUUAAUGGAAUACAUGGUGAUAGAAUUACUGUGAUUACAUUUGGUGAACCAAGAAUAGGUGAUCAUAAUUUAGCUUCUGUAAUACAUACUAAUGUUCCUAAUUUAUAUAGAGUAACACAUUAUCAAGAUAUAGUUAGUCAUUAUCCUCCAUGUUCAUCUGAUGAUAAAAAUGGAUGUUUGAUGAAGGAUAAAAAACCUUACCAUCAUCCACAAGAAAUUUGGUAUAAUAAAUAUGAGAAAAUGACAAAAGGAGUUUAUGUCAAAUGUAAUUCAAAUGAUGGUGAAGAUAAUAAUUGUAGUGAUAAAUAUUUUAGUGUAUUUCAAUCCCUUUUUAAUGGUGGAUGGGAAAGUGAACAUAUGGAUUAUUUUGGAUAUAAUAUUCGUUCAUAUGGAGUACAAGGAUGUAAUUCUUCAUUCAUAAUAAAAACAUCGUUCUUUCAAAUAUUAAUAUUUUUAAUAUUAUUUUUUUUUAUUUUAUCAAAUUAA